CCGCGAAGGGCCGGGUCUGGUGCUCUGGGGCUGGCUUUGGACCUCUCGUCCUGGGACUCCGUGGGAGCCCGGGAGCUGUGUCAGUGCCCGUUGGUGCUGGAGCCAGUCGGCCCUUCCUUGGCCUCCUUCAGGCGGGGGCCGAGACCCCCGAGAGUUCACUCUGGGUGCUCCACUCGGCGGAGACGGCUUCAGACUGGUGUCCCGCGUGGCUGGGGUGUCGGCGCAUUCCCGCGGGGGAGGAGGCCGAGGGCCCGGGCCGGGGUCACCUGCCGGCGCCCCGGCCUUGCGCACAGAGGGCCUUGCCUGUCGCUCGUCAAAUCCAGACACCUGGGCCUCCGCCACUCGGCUGCCAGGGCGGCACUGGGGCGUCUGUACCCAGCGUGCGGGAGGGCACCCAGGGCCGGACGCGCACCGCAGGGGUCUUUUUUUGGCCGCGGGGCCGGGCGGGCGGGUAAUGACAGCCGGGUUGCUGGGGAGCCGCGGGCCAGAUGGAAGCGGGGCCGCAGGUGAGGGACGUCCCUCGCGCAGCGUCACUCAGCCGCCGGGGCCAGAGCGGGAGGCAAGGUGAGGGCGCCCCCAGGUGGUCGCUCUCGGCCGCGGCGAUCGCCCUUUGGGAAAGCACCGCCCGAGUGCAGGGCAGGUUGGCCUGGUGUCUCUUUCCACUUCUCUUGGAUCAGGUUACUGUGCUGGGGCCACAGCCUCGCACCUCCCAAUCUCUCCAUCUUUUCUUAUCUUCUCCCUACACCUCUCUCCUUAUCUCUCCCUUUACUUUCGCCUCCUUAUUCUCUUCUCUCCUCUAAUCACUCUUGUUCUCCAUCGGCCUUACUCCUUUACAAUCUUUAUCUCCACUUGAAGUUCUUGGGUGUAAAUAAAUGAGCACACCACAGCUGCCCCACACGGCGAUAGUGACCAAUACUCCAAUAUGACAGAUAAAUAAACUAAGGCCCAGACAGGUGAACUGCCUUGCUCCAGGUCACACAGCUCAUAAUAAUAAACGGGGCCAUGCGCGGUGGCUCACGCCUGUAAUCCCAGCACUUCGGGAGGUCGAGGCGGGCGGAUCACCUGAGAUCGGGAGUUCGAGACCAGCCUGACCAACAUGGAGAAACCCCGUCUCUACUAAAAAUACAAAAUUAGCUGGGCGUGGUGGCAGGAGAAUCACUUGAACCCGGGAGGUCGAGGUUGCGGUAAGCCGAGAUAGCACCACUGCCCUCCAGCCUGGGCAACAAGAGUGAAACUCCGUCUCAAAAAAAAUAAUAAUAAUAAUAAUAAUAAAUGGCAUUAAGUGCUUUGCUUUCACAGAAUGCCAUUUAAUAUAAUACCUGAAUUUCAGACAGUCCUUUUUAAAAAACUGACAGCUUUAUUGAGGUAUAAUUUAUAUACUAUAACAUCCACCCAAUUUAAGUAUGCAAUUAAAAGAUUUUUAGUAUAUUUACAGAGCCAUGCAAUCAUCAUCACAAUUUAAUAUGAAAACAUUCCCCCCACCCCACCCCCACCAAACUUGUGCCCUUUUACAGUCACUCCUCAUUCCACCCCUAGCCCCAGGCAAGCACUGAUCCAGACAGUCUUUUUUAUUUUUCUCCAUUACUCUAGUUUUAUAGAAGAAUGACUUGAUAAUCAGAGAAGUUAAAUAACUUGUCUAGGAUCUUAUAGCUAAUAAAUAAAUAAAGUCAGGGUAGAAUUUAAGGCUUUAUAUAUCCCAGUCUAAAGUUCUUUCUACCAAAGGGUGAUGUUUCUCCUUCACCAUUAUUUAUUAUUUUGUUUUUCUUAACCCCUCUUUUACAUAAACUCCCCAUUCCCAACCCACUCUCUUGCACCUCCUCCCUCAGAAAAUGCUGAGGGAUUUCCCUGAGUCUAAGGAAGCAGUACAGCAAUCUUUGUCCUUGGAAAUUCUUCUCCAUGGCCAGGAAUUCUGGGGAGGUGCCAGGCCAGCUUGGGGCUUUGCAUAGGUUAAUGGCGUUUUCCUCCCCUCUUCCCUGGCAGUCUUGGGGUGGGCCCCAGCCUGGGUUCCGGCCUCUCUUCCGCCAGCUUGGGUGGAAAUGGUGACGGAGAUGAUGCAGUCCAGGUCCGGAAGGGUGGAAGCUGGGAGGGUAAAUUUAGUAACACCAUAGCUAAGGUCCUCGGGACCCACUGCCAGGGUCAGACACUCCUUGGAAUGCGGGCUGCUGCCCCUACUUCCUUUCCAAGUCCCCUGGUAGAUGGCUUGAAGAGAGAGUGGAGGGAAACCCUGUUUCCCUGGGUCUGCCUCCUUACCCCUCAGCCACACUCUUAGCUUUCCCCAGUAACAUUUCAGCAGCAAGUGGGAAGUUUCUCAGCUUAGCUAGUUGGCCAAGGGAUGGGCAUGGGGGCAUACAUUAGUACACAAAGGUCCUCACAUCUCAGAUACCAAAAACAUAGCCAGGGAGAGAGGGAUGCAUGGUGGGUGAGGGGCAGUGGGGUGGUGGUGGGGAGUACUCAAGUUCUGGCUCUGGAAUCUGUCUUACUCCUGGUUCUAAUGGUUUAAGCUUCCUAUAGCACCUAGCCAAUUAAGAACCCAAGAGUUGAGCCCAAUAUUCCCAGUAUUAGUUAUCACUAAAGUUUUUUGUUUUUAAUUAAAAAAAAUUUUUUUUAGCUGAUUGUGUUGGGUUGAGGUUGCUUUCUGGGGAAGAAAAGGUGUAGGAGUUGAGACAUCUGGAGAUAGCAGGAAUGGCUGAGUUUUUCUUUUGUGUCUCCUUUAAGAAAACAUCCUACUAAAGCCCUGGGAAAAGAGACAAAUGGUGAAGAGGAGAAUGAAAGGUUGCAGGAGGGAGCUCCUGUUUUAGCCCUGCCACCUACCUGGGGGCCCUCUGGCUACCAGUGUCCUUGGAGGGGCUUCCUUGCUGCUUCUCCCACUAAGGAGCUCUGGAGCCUUAGGACCAUGGACGCUGUCAAUAGGAACCAAACAGGCCCUGGAUGCAAGACCCAGACCGUGGUGCAGAAAGGACCCUUGGACCUGAUCGAGACAGGCAAAGGGCUGAAAGUGCAAACGGACAAACCCCACCUGGUGAGCCUGGGCAGUGGGCGACUCAGCACAGCCAUCACCCUCCUGCCGCUGGAGGAAGGGAGGACGGUGAUUGGCUCUGCAGCCAGAGACAUCUCACUACAGGGCCCAGGCCUGGCUCCAGAGCACUGCUACAUCGAGAACCUGCGGGGCACCCUCACCCUCUACCCCUGUGGCAAUGCCUGCACUAUUGAUGGGCUCCCUGUCCGGCAGCCCACCCGGCUCACUCAGGGCUGCAUGUUGUGCCUGGGUCAGUCCACCUUCCUUCGCUUUAACCACCCGGCUGAAGCCAAGUGGAUGAAAAGCAUGAUUCCAACAGGGGGCCGAGCCCCUGGGCCCCCCUACAGCCCUGUUCCUGAAUCAGAAAGUCUGGUAAAUGGGAACCACACCCCACAGACUGCAACACGGGGACCCUCUGCCUGUGCCAGCCACAGUUCCCUGGUGAGCUCUAUUGAGAAGGACCUGCAAGAGAUCAUGGACUCACUGGUGCUAGAGGAGCCUGGAGCUGCUGGCAAGAAGCCUGCCGCAACCUCUCCACUGUCGCCGAUGGCUAACGGUGGGCGCUACCUGCUGUCUCCCCCAACCAGCCCCGGCGCCAUGUCUGUGGGCUCCAGCUAUGAGAACACCUCUCCAGCCUUCUCUCCACUCUCUUCACCAGCCAGCAGUGGAAGCUGUGCCAGUCACUCACCCAGUGGGCAAGAGCCAGGACCUUCUGUGCCCCCGCUGGUACCUGCCCGUUCCUCCAGCUACCAUCUGGCCCUACAGCCCCCACAGUCCCGCCCAAGUGGUGCUCGCUCCGAGAGUCCUCGGCUGAGCAGGAAAGGGGGCCAUGAGAGGCCUCCCAGCCCUGGCCUCCGGGGUCUGCUGACAGACAGCCCUGCAGCUACUGUCUUGGCGGAGGCCCGGAGAGCCACUGAGAGCCCCCGGCUGGGUGGGCAGCUGCCUGUGGUGGCCAUCAGCCUGAGUGAAUACCCAGCUUCUGGUGCUCUCAGUCAACCCACCAGCAUUCCUGGCAGCCCCAAGUUUCAGCCUCCAGUCCCUGCUCCCCGAAACAAGAUUGGCACACUCCAGGACCGCCCUCCCAGCCCUUUCCGUGAGCCUCCAGGCAGUGAGCGGGUGCUAACAACCAGCCCCUCACGCCAACUGGUGGGCCGAACAUUUUCAGAUGGGUUAGCCACCCGUACCCUGCAGCCUCCUGAGAGUCCCCGCCUGGGCCGGCGGGGCCUGGACAGUAUGCGAGAACUACCCCCCUUAAGUCCGUCUCUGUCCCGGCGAGCUCUCUCCCCCCUGCCCACCCGGACCACCCCAGAUCCCAAGCUAAACAGGGAAGUGGCAGAGAGUCCUCGGCCCCGGCGCUGGGCAGCCCAUGGGGCUUCACCAGAGGACUUCUCCCUGACGCUGGGGGCACGGGGCCGUAGGACACGGAGCCCCUCACCCACACUGGGUGAGUCUCUGGCACCCCGCAAGGGCAGCUUCAGUGGCAGGCUGAGCCCAGCCUACAGUCUGGGCUCUCUUACUGGGGCUUCACCCUGCCAGAGUCCCUGUGUCCAGAGGAAGCUCUCCAGCGGGGACUUGCGGGUGCCUGUCACAAGGGAGCGGAAAAAUAGCAUCACAGAGAUCAGUGACAAUGAGGACGACCUCCUGGAGUACCACCGGCGACAGCGCCAAGAGCGGCUCCGGGAGCAGGAGAUGGAGAGGCUGGAACGCCAGCGCCUGGAGACCAUCCUGAACCUGUGUGCCGAAUACAGCCGGGCUGAUGGGGGACCUGAGGCUGGGGAGCUUCCCAGCAUUGGGGAGGCCACCGCAGCAUUGGCACUGGCAGGCAGGAGGCCCUCACGAGGCCUUGCAGGGGCCUCUGGGCGGAGCAGCGAGGAGCCUGGAGUUGCCACCCAACGCCUAUGGGAGAGUAUGGAGCGCUCAGAUGAGGAAAAUCUCAAGGAGGAGUGCAGCAGCACUGAGAGCACCCAGCAGGAGCACGAAGAUGCACCUAGCACCAAGCUCCAGGGAGAGGUGCUAGCCUUGGAAGAAGAGCGGGCUCAGGUGCUGGGGCGCGUGGAGCAGCUCAAGGUCCGUGUGAAGGAGCUAGAGCAGCAGCUGCAGGAGUCAGCCCGAGAGGCCGAAAUGGAGCGGGCACUGCUGCAGGGAGAGAGGGAGGCAGAGCGGGCACUGCUGCAGAAGGAGCAGAAGGCAGUGGAUCAGCUGCAGGAGAAGCUGGUGGCCUUGGAGACAGGCAUCCAGAAGGAGAGGGACAAGGAGAGGGCGGAGCUGGCCGCGGGACGGAGGCACCUGGAGGCCCGCCAGGCGCUCUACGCCGAGCUCCAGACGCAGCUCGAUAACUGCCCCGAGUCAGUGCGGGAACAGUUACAGGAGCAGCUAAGAAGGGAGGCAGAGGCCUUGGAGACUGAGACAAAGCUCUUUGAGGACUUGGAGUUCCAGCAGUUGGAGCGGGAGAGCCGCGUGGAGGAGGAGCGCGAGCUGGCCGGCCAGGGGCUGCUCCGGAGCAAGGCUGAGCUGCUCCGCAGCAUCGCCAAGAGGAAGGAGCGCCUGGCCGUCCUGGACAGUCAGGCUGGGCAGAUCCGGGCUCAGGCCGUGCAGGAGUCAGAACGCCUGGCCCGGGACAAGAAUGCCUCCUUACAGCUGCUGCAAAAGGAGAAGGAGAAGCUGACUGUGCUGGAAAGGAGAUACCACUCACUCACAGGGGGCAGGCCUUUCCCGAAGACCACAUCGACCCUCAAAGAGGAAUAUGUGACCCUGGCAGAAGUUUUCCAGCUGUGUUCCCGCUUGGACCCCUAUGCUUCUGCCACUUCCCCCAGUGUGCUCGCCCAGCCCCUGCCUGACAGUGAGUACGUGAUGCUUGAGCAGCUAAAGGUGAUGCGGGGCACCUCGCCCAUGCCCCCAGCACCUGUGCCAGGCCUUCCUCCCUGGGCCUCCGCCUCCCGGGACCUGGUUCCCACCACCUGCCUUCCUCCCAUGCUGCCCUCCUCCUCGUUCGCUUCCAUCACGCCUUCACCUAAGAUGGAGAAGCUGCUGCUCCCUGCUGUAGACUUAGAGCAGUGGUACCAGGAGCUGAUGGCCGGGCUGGGGACUGGCCCCGCUGCAGCCUCCCCUCACUCUUCUCCCCCGCCUCUGCCCGCCAAAGCUUCCCGUCAGCUGCAGGUUUACCGCACCAAGAUGGAUGGCGAGGCCACCAGCCCCCUUCCCCGGACCCGCAGCGGCCCCCUCCCCUCCUCCUCUGGCUCUUCCUCCUCCUCCUCCCAGCUCAGCGUGGCUACCCUGGGGCGUAGCCCCUCCCCAAAGAGCGCUCUACUCACCCAGAAUGGCACGGGCAGCCUUCCUCGCAACCUGGCAGCCACACUGCAGGACAUCGAGACCAAGCGCCAACUAGCUCUGCAGCAGAAGGGACAACAGGUGAUUGAAGAGCAGCGGCGGCGACUGGCUGAGCUGAAGCAGAAAGCGGCAGCUGAGGCACAGUGCCAGUGGGAUGCCCUUCACGGGGCAGCACCCUUCCCAGCGGGCCCCUCGGGCUUCCCCCCUCUCAUGCACCACUCUAUCCUACACCACCUGCCUGCGGGGCGGGAGCGUGGGGAGGAGGGUGAGCACGCCUACGAUACGCUGAGUCUGGAGAGCUCUGACAGCAUGGAGACCAGCAUCUCCACCGGGGGCAACUCCGCCUGCUCCCCUGACAACAUGUCCAGCGCGAGUGGUCUGGACAUGGGGAAGAUCGAGGAGAUGGAGAAGAUGCUGAAAGAGGCUCACGCAGAGAAGAACCGGCUCAUGGAGUCGAGGGAGCGGGAGAUGGAGCUGCGGCGGCAGGCCCUGGAGGAGGAGCGGCGGAGGCGUGAGCAGGUAGAACGGAGGCUGCAGAGUGAGAGUGCCCGGAGGCAGCAGCUGGUCGAGAAGGAGGUCAAGAUGCGGGAGAAACAAUUUUCCCAGGCACGACCCCUGACCCGCUACCUGCCAAUCCGGAAGGAGGACUUUGACCUGAAGACACAUAUUGAGUCAUCAGGCCAUGGUGUUGAUACCUGCCUGCACGUGGUGCUCAGCAGCAAGGUCUGCCGUGGCUACUUGGUCAAGAUGGGCGGCAAGAUUAAAUCAUGGAAGAAGCGCUGGUUUGUCUUCGACCGGCUCAAGCGCACCCUUUCCUAUUAUGUGGACAAGCAUGAGACGAAGCUGAAGGGAGUCAUCUAUUUCCAGGCCAUUGAGGAAGUGUACUACGACCACUUGCGCAGUGCAGCCAAGAGCCCGAACCCAGCCCUCACCUUCUGCGUAAAGACCCAUGACCGGCUGUACUACAUGGUGGCCCCAUCUGCAGAGGCCAUGCGUAUCUGGAUGGAUGUCAUUGUCACAGGGGCUGAGGGCUACACUCAGUUCAUGAACUAACUGCCAUGGGCCUCCUGGCAGAGCACAACUGGGGCUUUUGUAUAAGAAGACUUUAAUAUUCUGUAAGGAGCUUGGUCCUGUGAGUUUCUGGGCUCUGGCCUCCUGAAGAACCAGCCAGAAGAAGAAAAGUGGAGGUGGCUUUGCUGCCUCCUGGGAGCCCAGAACUUGCAGUAACCCUUUAGGGUCCUGCCCCAGGCCCAGCCAGGGCUGAGGAGCUGUCACAGAGAGGGCCUCAGCUCCGACCUGACACCUGCUCUCCCCAGCCUGUUUUCUCUUUUCUAAAAGACAAAUUAUGGUACCAUAAGCUGCCAAAGAUCCCCUCCUGCCUCAGACCCCUUUGCCAGGGGCUUUGGGGGCUGAGCAGAGCCACAUCCAGAGUGGGGUAAUAGCUCAGGCGGCCCGCUUCCCAUUUCUCAAACCCCGCUCUGCCCCAUUGUUCUCCUUUCCCUUAUACUUUUUAUUACCUUGCUCAAGGGCCAGAAAUCUCAAGUGUCAACCUGGAGGUCCCAGCUCCAUCCCCUAGUUGCAGACUCAUCACCAUGGUUACCAUAGUGACUGCUUCAUUGCCAUGGUUACAUACUAAUUGCUGCAGCUCUGUGGCCCAGCCCACUGCUUCAGCUGUGGGCCAUCUGAGGGUACCUGCCAUCAUCUCUCCAGCCCAGGCCCCUGGGCAUCUCAUGCUGGGGGGAAGGGACUGAACACCGUUUUCCUUCCCCCUGCCUGUGUCUUCAGCCCUGAUGCACAGGCUGCCAGCCCCCCAGUCCAGCCCUCUCCCUUCCACUGGUGCCUUGCUUAGAGCCAGAAGGGAUGAAGCCGGGGGAUCUAUGGAACAGAGGAGGAGCGAUGCAGUUGGGAGAGGAAGCUAGAAGGGUUGUGGUUGGAGUUCUGUACAGGGUUGAGUUUCCGACAGGGAAAGAGGAUUCCUCCAAUGCUUCUAGAGAGAAAGCCUGAGCAGGAGAUGAUGCAGCAGAGGGGAAGGGCCCUGUGGUGCCGCCGCCCUUCCUUCAGCCUCCGAAGGGUGAUGGAAAUGGAGAGUGGAGGACCAGGCCUCCAGCUGUCUGGCCUCGCCCUUCACGCCUUAACACUAAGCCCACCUCCCCUGCUCUCCUUCCCAGCAUUGAGCCCUUGGUUGCCUGGGCCCAGGCUGGGGGUUUUCAGUAUUUGUAAGCAUUUCAGCAGAACAAUAAAGCCUUUGGACUACGGAA
Messenger RNA from Gorilla gorilla gorilla (western lowland gorilla), 8601 nucleotides. It is a transcript of the gene PHLDB1, whose product is annotated as pleckstrin homology like domain family B member 1. The transcript is spliced from 25 exons. The coding region runs from base 2894 to 7396 and encodes 1500 amino acids. The record is from RefSeq and is a predicted model, not a curated record. Gene Ontology annotation, cellular component: basal cortex. NCBI's taxonomy places the organism in Eukaryota, Metazoa, Chordata, Mammalia, Primates, Hominidae. Gene Ontology annotation, molecular function: protein binding. Gene Ontology annotation, biological process: regulation of microtubule cytoskeleton organization.